AUGCAUAAGCCCUCUCCUCGUCGCCUGUCACGCCCGACUCGCCGCGACCGCAUCUACCCCGCUCACGUCUACCCCGCCCCCACGUUAACCACUAUCUACCGCCAUGACAUCCUCGUUUGCAGCGGUCGCAGCAACACGACUGUGCGUCGGCCUCAUCUACGGCAUCGCGAACGUCAUCAUCCCCGUCCACCUACUCGCCUGGGAUUCGCAUUAACUCUGUACAACACGUUCGCACCGCUCCUGCCUGAAAGCCGUGUGGUACCAGAAGGCCGGCCGGGCGAGGGUGGGCUCUGGCCACGGUUCAUCCCUCCGAAAGACACGGACAGCCGGAGCUGCUGCCCGAUGCUGAACACCAUGGCGAAGCACGGCCUCCCUCGGGACGGGCGCAACAUCACCUUCCGCGAGCUCAGCAUCAGAGUCCGGGAGACGUCAGCUUCGCGGUCAGACUCAUCACGCUGCAGACGCGCUGAACCGCAACUACUGGACGGACAAGAUCGAUCUCAGUGCGCACAACUGCGUCGAACACGACACGUCCCUAUGCAGUACGUCCCCUUCACACAUUCAUCGAUACGACGACAGCUGACACACGGGUUCCACAACCCCGACCAGCCGAAACCCGCGCCGCAUCUCCGAAUCAAGCUCCUCGAGAGCGGGACAGGCCCGGGCGGCGACAUCACCACUGGCGACCUCUCGCGCAUGCUCGGCAAGCGGUGCGCCCAGUCCAAGGCCAGCAACGGCCAGUACAGCCAGGCGAUGGUCCACAAGCCUCUUCAGUGCCUCCAAGUGCCGGCUCGACGAUCUGCGGCGGGCGGGAAGAACCUGUAUCCCUUCCUCCUCGAGGAGCGCACCCCGGACGGGUGGCAGCCACGUAUUCGGAACCCCAGCGGCUUCACCAUGAUGACGUUCCAGAACGCCGUGCUCAAGGUCGAGCUCGGUAUCAGGGAGGAGGUCGAGGACACCCUCCGGCUCUUGCGCAUGAGCAGCAUUUACGUAGACGUCAAAACGAAGUGA
This is a messenger RNA of Fomitopsis serialis, 1011 nucleotides long. RefSeq lists its product as uncharacterized. The record is from RefSeq and is a predicted model, not a curated record. Gene Ontology annotation, molecular function: peroxidase activity. Lineage: Eukaryota; Fungi; Basidiomycota; Agaricomycetes; Polyporales; Fomitopsidaceae. Bases 1 to 1011 code for a protein of 336 amino acids. The transcript has 3 exons.